AACUGAACGAAGCCGUGAUACAAGUUACCUUUGAGAUUCUUCUUCCCGCAGAACAUCGAAUUUCCGAGCUUCGUCUAGUGCAUGAUGGAAUGAAAGAGUAUACUGAACGUCUUGGUUUUGCAGACCUUUUUGUUGAAAGUGAAGAUAGCCCAACGGCAUCGAAUGUCGUAUUGGAACUCAAAUACAUUACAAUUACCGGCCUAUUGAGUGGAGCACGGGGAUCUUGGAUAAAUAACCCAGACGCAAAAGUUAUGAGUCAGUUGGAUAAAGAUCUGGAAAAAGAAGACAAAAAAAAAUUACUGCAACGUAAAUAUAUGUAUUUUUCGAAGGGCAAAGAUAAGAAAUUUGUGAAAAAGUCGCUCGAAGACAUUUUGAAUGAAGGAUUCAAACAAUUAGGCGGAUAUAUCAAGACGAUUAUGAAAGGGAGAGCAGUAAAUUUUGUCGAUUCUGGUGUUUCGGAUCCGAGAGUCAUAGUUGAAGAAGGAUCCUCUCGAUUACGCG
Molecule: messenger RNA, 501 nt
Organism: Acaulospora colombiana
Lineage: Eukaryota; Fungi; Glomeromycota; Glomeromycetes; Diversisporales; Acaulosporaceae
Source: the annotation of a GenBank genome assembly